AUUGCCCAGUAGACCUGCACGUCACGGCGACCACCAAACCCCCCUCCGCAGCUUCGCUCCUGCGGUGAGUGUCUGCGUUUCCCUUCCUGCUCCAUGUGCGCAGCAGUACUGAUUCCAUCCAGUCUGCCUACCGCACACGCAGUGCAUGUCCCCAGCCUCGCCGCAUGCAAGAUGGCUACCCCGUCUCUGCCCCCCUCCUCCACCGCCAGUCCGUCGUAUCGCUCUCCCCCAGAGGCCCUCAAUCAGCUGCUCGUCCAUGGACUCAUCAAGGACGACAUUGUGGCUUUGAGGCAGCUCGGGCCCGCUGGCGUAGACAGGCUCUUGACCAUGCUCGAGUUCGAGGGCCGACCGGGCGUAUUUACGCUCCUCGAAUCGCUGGGAAACAUCUCGGAGGAGAACAUGGUCCGCUUUAUCGACCUGAGCAAUGCUUUGAUGAGUACGUCGUCGCCCUUCUCCUUGGCAGCUUCAAGCCAGAGCUCUCUCCAUCUACCUGCAGCAUCGUCUACACUGCUCCGUCUUCUUGGCAGUGGCCCCUGGGAGUUUGUCGGGAACACGGGUGCUGGAGGCUAACGAGUGUGUCAGAUGAGAGGAGUGAACGAGGCCGGCAGCCCUCCGUAAAUGCUCCGCCCGAAGCCGUUUACGCCUCCACCGCCACACCUGCACUCGCCACUUCCCACUCCACGCCGUACCUCCGACCGCCGCUUCCACCAUCUCUCCAACGCAGCACCUCACCGCGCAGUGCUCGCUCGGCGUCGUCCAAGGGCUCUUCGUCCACGAAUCUUACACAUCCUUCAUCCAACAAUAGAGUGGAGAAAAAGAAGCCCUCAGUCAAGCCUGCAAGGAAGCAACUGCACUGCCCAGACUGCAAGAAGGACAUCAAGAAUGGCUUCGACAAGCACUUUCGUGAGCAUCUGCACGAUCUCAUCGGUUCAGAUGAGUUCAAGUUCGACAUGCACGAAGCCUUCGGCUGCGGGUACUGCCACGCCCAAGGUGUUCUCGUAGAAGGCGGCAAGGUGUUCCACGGUGUGGCAGAACUCGUGCAGCACGUCAAAUACGCGCAUGCGUCUACUCCGCAACGACUCCACUGGGACAUCAGCCACUCCUUCAACCACGUCCUCUCAGCCCAGCCCUACUUCAGACGAAAGAUCAUCGCCAUGAUCACAGCGGAGAACAGCGGGAAUCACAACAACACCAUACCCUCCCUGUCAUGGGUGGCAGAUCACCGCCCACUCCUCAGAAAGCUGCAAAUCCUGUCAGGAAGACUCGACAGGAAUCCCUCUUUCCAUGGUGACAUUGCGAUAGACACGCUCCUAGCGCAAGUCUACGAUGCAGCAGCACAGAACUGGCAGCAGCCUUUCGCGUUCUCCUUCCCGCCCGUGUCGCCGCAUGGUGCUCCACAAGGGCCGCUGCGGUCAAGCGGCCCGCUCCAUCCACGCCAGGAGCUGUCAGAGGACAUGAGUUUCGCGGGUAUUGGCAAGGCGUUUCCCGACACCCCGACGCCACAGCAACCCCCGUACGCGAGCGAUGCGAGAUCGCCUAGCAUCUUGAGUCCAGCGCCGCACGUCCCACACGCUCCUCCACAUGUUCAACGCGCACUCCAGGACUUGCAAGAUGUGGAAUUGAUGGACCGAGAUGCUCCGUUGUAUCAAACUGGUCUUUAUGGCGCCGGUGUCUCGCCUGUCACUCCUACGAUUGCAUUUGAUGACUACACGCCGUACUCUACGCCUCCGCCAUCGCAGGGGCUGCAGAUCGACUCGAUGCGCGACCUCUACAACGAUCUGCAGAUUGACGAGAGAGAUUUGUACCCCAGCUAAGUUGUACUGGCACCUGACAAGCUGGCAUAAAGUCUCUGAGUCUCUCGCCGCUUUGGCGCGUAGUUUGGUCAGUUUGAGCAGACGUUAUUGCACAUGGUCCUUGUACGAGCCGUAUUCAUUUCAACGGCGUU
Molecule: messenger RNA, 1945 nt
Organism: Paraphaeosphaeria sporulosa
Lineage: Eukaryota; Fungi; Ascomycota; Dothideomycetes; Pleosporales; Didymosphaeriaceae
Exons: 1
Coding region: 165-1814 (549 amino acids)
Source: RefSeq, a predicted model, not a curated record